CCCCAGACCUGUCCAACCAGUUGUUUGGGAGGAGGGGGCACCUGGGAGGGGUAGCAGGAGGUGCCAGAAGCAGCUUCCCCCAGCCUAGCACACAGGGCAGAACUCCAGGGCUCUGGUUGCUGCAGACGGACCCUCACACAGACAGACGGUUGGACACUUGGCCUGACUAUGGGGUUCAGUAGGGGACAGUUUGGGCUGCUGACGCCACCGUUGCUGCUGCUGACCUGCCUCCAGCUGGGCAUAGGCCUGGAGUGCAUCCGCUAUAUGCCCCAGCUCUCAAAUGCCACCCUGGCGGCGACACUCACCCAGACCACCUUUACUCUGGAGCAGCCGCAGGGCCGGUUCAGUCACCUCAACAUCUCUGACUUUGAUCCCAUCUGGCUGGUAGUGGCUCACAGCAAUGCUGUCCAGAACUUCACUGCCCCACAGAGGGUGGAGGACACCCCGGUCCCUGCCGACUUGCCCCAGAGGGGUUACUACCUCACGCUGAGGGCCAACCGGGCGCUCUACCUGAGUGGCCAGCCUGGCAACCAGCUCCGGGUCCUCCGCGUUGGCAAUGACACCAGCUGCUCCCCAAAGACAAGGGGAUGCAACCACCCUCUGCCGGGCCCGGGCCCCUACCGAGUGAAGUUCCUGGUGAUGAGUGACAGAGGACCCUUGGCUGAGACACAGUGGUCCAGUGAGACCCGUCUGCAGCAAGCUGAGGCAUUCCAGGCUACCCCAGGGCCCCGGAGUGCAGGCACUGUGGUCAUCAUUGCCAUCCUGUCGGUCCUGCUGGCUGUCCUUGUCACCACCCUCCUCACCCUGCUCAUCUACACCUGCUAUAACACCUGUGGGAGCACCCUCAUUUCAGGACCAGGAGAGUCGGUGUACAUGAGAAGAUAUAACCCCCACCACGUGUUUAGCCCUCCAGCUGUGAGGGGCUCCUGAAGGGCUCCAGGGGGCUUCCAUCUUCCCUUCAACCUCCUCCCUGGUCCAGGCUGCAGAGCCUGAGGUGGGGGCGUGUCCUGCAGCUUCCAGAGCUCAGAAAUAAAUGUCCCCAACACCC
Molecule: messenger RNA, 1048 nt
Organism: Hipposideros armiger (great roundleaf bat)
Lineage: Eukaryota; Metazoa; Chordata; Mammalia; Chiroptera; Hipposideridae
Gene: UPK3BL2
Product: uroplakin 3B like 2
Exons: 6
Coding region: 169-930 (253 amino acids)
Cellular component (GO): membrane
Source: RefSeq, a predicted model, not a curated record